Messenger RNA from Armigeres subalbatus, 2175 nucleotides. RefSeq names its product zinc finger protein 425-like. Lineage: Eukaryota; Metazoa; Arthropoda; Insecta; Diptera; Culicidae. The transcript is spliced from 4 exons. The record is from RefSeq and is a predicted model, not a curated record. Gene Ontology annotation, cellular component: nucleus. The coding region runs from base 89 to 1852 and encodes 587 amino acids. Gene Ontology annotation, molecular function: zinc ion binding.
CGCGUCUUCGCUCCUCUUGCAAAAUUGUUUUUGUUUUUCAUCUUCAAAACAUUGUAUGAAUUGAGAAAAUCUUUACGAUAGCUAAACUAUGACGGUGUUUAAUUUAAUGAAUUUUCCAAAUGUUUGCCGACUUUGUAUGAAAACGGAAUGCAGUUCAUUAUAUCCAAUCAAUGGCAGCUUCGAACAGAUCACAAUGCGGGUUGAAACUUUUCUGGAUGAAGUUACGUUUCGUAUCGCUGAGGACAAGAUGAUUUACCUUCCUAAGUUUGUGUGUGAUGUUUGUUUGGAUCAGCUUACGGAAUUCGCAGUAUACCGGAAAAGGUUGAUUCUUAUCCAUCGUUUUAUGGAAGCGCUAGUUGAUCUCAAGCAUUCAAAGACUGAGCCAUUAGAAGUUCUAUUCCGAGAUAGUAAAGAUGAGCUCAACACUCUCUUCAAUGAGCUUUCGUUGUGUAACAAGGUGGAGCCAAGCGUCGAAGAUAUUCUGCAGGAAUUUGAAUCGUACAAUUUUGCUAAAUUGGAAAUAUUUAUUAAAGAAGAGAUAAAAUGUAAGAGCUUGCAGGAAGAAACUAUAGAGGAAUACUUUGAUUAUCAAUGUCCCGAAGGAAGUGAUUUGGAAACUAAACCUGAAGUAUAUUCAAGUGAAGAGGCUAAUUAUAAUCCUGAUUUCAAGGAAUCAUCCAGUGAAGAUGAUAGACCACUCAAAAAGAGAAAAAAUCCCAAAGCGAAAUCAACCAAGAUAAAAAGCCCAGACAGUCGACCUCGUGGACGUCCGAAAAUUUAUUCGGAUGGCAUUUAUCUACCAGAACCGUGGUCAUGCGACAAGUGUGAUUUUAAAACCAAAUAUCGAUUGACAAUUGAUCGCCAUAAGGCUGUUCACGAAAAGCGUGAAAAUCGAAUCUACUCGUGCCCUGAUUGCAAGUUGGUGUGCAAGACAAAAGAGGAAUUGCGCUCGCACCACAGCUCGAUGCACCCUCAGUCGCUGGCAACGAAACGGGCGAUGUGUGAGGUAUGUGGAUUAUCGCUCAAAAAUUCCUAUUCAUUGAAGGUGCACAUGGAACGACAUGGCGAAACGGCAAAGUAUGCUUGCGAGUACUGCGACUACACCUCUCUCACGCGUUUGGCUUUCAAGUCGCAUUUGCUGUUCCACAAGAGCGAUAAUUUGAAGAAGAAAUGCGAAGUAUGUGGCUUGUCUUUUCGGACGGCAAGCCGUUUGACACGGCACAUGGAGCAGCAUAGAAAUGAACGGAAGUACUCUUGUCCGCAGUGUUCGGCACGAUUUAACACUAAAAACACACUGAGGAACCACACGACGCGUGUCCAUUUAGCUAUUCGUCAUCCCUGUGAACACUGUGAAAAAACAUUCGACCAAAAAAUUGCUCUGCGGGAUCACACCGAACGAGUUCAUCAUAUUCAGAGCACUUUCAUUUGUGACAUCUGCGUGGCAACAUUUGACAGCCAGGGAAAGUUGAACAUUCACCAAAUGCGGCAUGGAAAUCCAAAGCCCUUGGAAUGCUCAGUGUGCCUCUCGAUAUAUACCACCCAGGAUACCUUCGACGACCACCUGUGCAUCACCUAUCGAGAAGACUACAUGUGCUGCAAUAAGGACUUGCGAAAUCACGCGCAGUACAAUCGGCACAUGUUAAUUAAGCAUGGCAUCAAGACAAAUAUGCGGGUCAAACCCAUUCCUGGGGUCUUAUUGGGGCAGCUGAGGGGAGCACGAAAGAGGCUUGAGCAGUGUCGGAAGUGUGAUAUUGCUUUUCCUUCCAGAGCGCUAAAGUUGCAACAUUUGAUCGAAUGUAAUCGACAGCCUGAAUUGAAGACUGGAAAUUCGGAUGUGAAGAUAGCUUAUUAGACAUAGACAAUAUGAGUCAUCUAUAAUAAAAAAAAACUUAGAGGAAAAUCAAUGGAAGCAUGUCAAUAAUUGAUCCGAAGUUUUCAGCAAUAUAUGACGAAUGAUUGAAACUGUUUUUCUUUCUCUUUCGUCUCUAAUUUUGAAAAGAGUUACCUUCUACCUUUUGCUCAUCAGUUUCAAUAGUGUCAUUGCAAAACUACCGAAUAAUAGAAAUCAGUACUCCAUAAAUACAUCUAUACGCCUGAACAUAGGAAUUUUAAUGAAUGCUCCACAAUUAGCUCAUAUCCUGAUCAUAUCUGCUUCGUUAUUUCUAGAACAACCAU